CGAGUCGACCGCACGAGUGCUGGUUUUGCAUAUACGUGAACAGUUUGCGACGAUUUUUUUUUUUUUCCGGUGUUAUUUGCAGCCGUUGACUUUCCGCACAGAAAAGCAACCGUCAUGGGCAAGCCUGUCCUCCUGUGCAGCUAUCUCGGCUCCUGUUCAUGGCGCGUUCGCAUUGUCCUGCAGGUAAAGAAGAUUGACUUCGAUUAUCGGCCAGUGGACUUGAAGCCGAACGGAGAGCAGCAAACUGCGAAAUUCAAGACGUUCAAUCCAAUGGGGCAGGUUCCCGUAUUGCUUGUCGACGGAAAGCCGAUCAGCCAAUCGGUGGCUAUUAUGGAGUACUUAGAGGAGCAGUAUCCCAAGCCAGCGAUGCUACCCAUGGACCCUUACCUGAAGGCCAAGUGUCGUGAGGUUGUGGAGCUACUCGUUUCCGGAGUUCAUCCUCUGCAGAGCCCCAGCAUGAUUCCAUUUCUCGGCAGGACAGAAUGGAAGGAGUGGGCCCACCGCAGCAUCAGUCGUGGCUUUGCAGCCCUGGAAGCCACCCUUGCAGAGACAGCCGGCCGGUACUGCUUCGGUGAUGAGGUGACGUUCGCCGAUGCCUGUCUGUUGCCGCAAGUUCACAACGCAGAACGCAUCGGCGUCGACGUAACGCCGUUUCCAACUGUACGACGUAUCUGCGAAGCGCUUCGGCAGCACCCACUCGUCAAGGAGGCGGACCCGUCGUGUCAGCCAGACACACCGCCGACUGGAGUGCCCAACACGUUCGACCUUUUCAGGGACCCGAAAAACCAAUAGGCCGUACAGAUCGCACUUCGCUGAAGCAGAAUCGCGAGCUUUGCUAGAUGUGCACCGUGGAGUGACUAUAGCAGCGCAACCGAGUUAGAAUGCGGACAGUAGAAUCAAAUCAUGUCGGUUUCUCUGACCACGAUUUCACCAAAUGGCGAAGUCCCACCGCGAGGUCACCGGCCCCAUAAUAUAUUUUCGAAAAAGAAAGAACAUAUGGAUAACAAGCCAUUAAAACUCUGCGCGUGUGUAGCGAAACAACAUGAAUCACGUAUCACCUGAUAUGUAAUUGCGUGCCUCAUUUAUCAGAAUGAUUUAUGAGCGACAUGCAAUAUUUAAUAAAUCAUAUCAUUUUUUUUUCUGCUUA
This is a messenger RNA of Rhipicephalus microplus (southern cattle tick), 1147 nucleotides long. RefSeq names its product maleylacetoacetate isomerase. Gene Ontology annotation, molecular function: glutathione transferase activity; maleylacetoacetate isomerase activity. Gene Ontology annotation, cellular component: mitochondrion; cytoplasm. Gene Ontology annotation, biological process: glutathione metabolic process; L-phenylalanine catabolic process. Lineage: Eukaryota; Metazoa; Arthropoda; Arachnida; Ixodida; Ixodidae. The record is from RefSeq and is a predicted model, not a curated record.